Molecule: messenger RNA, 1215 nt
Organism: Asterias rubens (European starfish)
Lineage: Eukaryota; Metazoa; Echinodermata; Asteroidea; Forcipulatida; Asteriidae
Product: gastrin/cholecystokinin type B receptor-like
Exons: 1
Coding region: 1-1215 (404 amino acids)
Biological process (GO): neuropeptide signaling pathway
Cellular component (GO): membrane
Molecular function (GO): G protein-coupled peptide receptor activity
Source: RefSeq, a predicted model, not a curated record
AUGAGUAACAUGUCAGUCGAGUCCUCUACCACGGAUUUAAGACCUGAUGAACCACCGCAUGGACCCGAUGCAGGGCUACUCCUCAACGCAAUCGCCAAAAUUAUCUUUUACUCUCUUGUGAUGCUACUUGGGCUGUUUGGGAACAGUCUCAUUCUCGGCGUGUAUUGGCCCAAACCUAAUAAGACAAGCACCCAAAUCCUGAUCAUGGGGCUGGCUGGGAUGGACCUCACCGUUUGCCUGAUGAGAGUCUACAACCUUACCAUGUAUCUAAUGUUUAUCCAAAAUAAGGAGACCCCGUCGGUGGUUGAGUACAUCGGAGUGAUAGGCUUGGUGAAUAUGUUUGCGUCUUCUGUGUUGACCGGGUUUAUUGCAUUAGACAGGUACGAUUGCGUGUGUCGCAGACCGGCAGACCGUUUGCUGAACCGCAGCAGAGCCAAGAUGAUGAUUUUCGGUGCGUAUGCUGGGGCGAUGCUCUUUGCUAGUCCGCGUAUACUGGAGGUAAUCUGGCUGCCAGCCACACUCGCGUUGCAGAAGACUUUUUUGGUGUUUCAAAUUGUACUUUACAUCUUGGUGCUUGGCGUCAUUUGCGUUUGCUACGGGCAGGUGUAUGUAACCGUGCGGAAGCAUGUCAAAGUGAAUGUUCUGAGUGAGCGCCAUGCACACAACGAUUUGUCGACAACGAUGCGGGUACCCUCCUCGCGACACGGUGCGAUACCAACCAUUGCGGACAAGGUACAAGUCACAUUGCCCAAAAGCAGUGACGGUGGUCCACCCUCCACAUCUAGACGACCAGAGAGCAGCGAAGCGGUCGGCUUACCAGCGGGCGUAGCCAUUGAGUCCCUUCACCGAAGUGACCAGCCAAUGACUGCAACUCAGGGUAAUGUUAACUCCGCCCCAACUGGCCGUCCACGGGGGAAUGUGAACCCAAACCAACCCAAAUGUGAAGCGGUCUCACUCCAACGCAAGACCACUAGAAUGAUGUUCGGCACCAGCGUUGUACUCCUCGUGACGUGGUUCCCGUACUGGCUCUAUGUUGCCUUGAGUUUAUUCAAACUUAGCGGCGCCCCUAUCCCCAUGUACGUAACGAAGGCCGUAUACUACUGUACCGUCUCUGUGUUCAUUAAUAACAUCUUUAAUCCAAUAAUCUAUGGUCUUGCGAACAGACGAUUUCGGAAGGAUUGUCUGCAUGCAAUGAAGAAAAUUAAAUUGUGUUGA